AUGGGCGCAGACUAUGCUAAAGUGUCAGUCAUUCAAGGCCCUGUGCAUUAGCUGUUCGUGGGUACUGACUCGGGCGAAGCUCCUCGCCGAACGAACAUAGUCAUCUGUGGUGGACGAUUCCGCCGGCGCUGCUGCUCUGGAGGGGUCUUCGGCGUUUACGGACGAGACGUGAGGUGAACAAGACGACUGCGUUGAUUCUUGUGAGAGAAUCACUGUGGGCUUCAUUCUCAUGCAGGAGGUGGAGCUGACUCUUGUCGUCGAGUCGAGCAGAUUGCCAUAACUGUAAGAGGUGCUCGACCGACUCGCUGAACGCGUGAGGCCUGGCUGUUUCGAAAUGCCCACAAGCAAGUUCUCACCUAUGCAGGCGACCAUACCUUGGGAUUCGUAUCUCAUCCGUAACGGGGUGAGCGUAUCCAUCUCCCGUGGAUGGCAUCCAUCCCCUGUAGAUACUCGGCUAUGAAGGAGUCGCACUGAGACGGCUUCGGUUUUGAAUCCACAGAUCUGGUCGUACCCGCCCUCGUCAUGCCUUGGACCCACCCUCGCGUCCAUACCGAUCGAGGAGGUUUUCUUCUUCUUCAUUCAAACCUACAUCACUUCUUGCAUCUACGCUUUGUGCUCUAAACCCGUUCUACACGUUCUCCUCCUGCCGAGAUCCACCAAGGCCGCCGAUCGGGUUACCCGAAUCGCAUCAAUCGGAAUGAUGGCCUUUCUUGGGGUGACGGCCGUCGCUGUCGAUCAACUCCGUCGGGGAGGGGAGUGGACCUAUAUGGCCCUCAUCGUGGCAUGGGUGUCCCCCUUCCUCGCAUUGUUAUGGUGCGCGCAUGGCUACCACAUUCUGAUUGAACUGGGAGGGGUAACAAGUCUGCUCACCUUUUUUUUGGCCUUUUUCGCAUGUGUAGGGGCGUCGCAUCUUCCCACAUCAUCGCUCUUCCGCUCUACGCUACCUUGAUACCAAUUUUUCUCCCGACGGUCUAUCUGUGGGUCUGCGAUGCCCUCGCUCUCCAGAGAGGGACAUGGGUAAUUGAGCGUGGAACAAAGCUCGGCGUCGCCGUCUAUGGCCUGGAGAUUGAGUGAGUUGCACAUGACAAACGCGCAUAGCUUUCUUAUAAUGCUGACCGCGUGAACUUUCCGAACUACACAGGGAAGCCGUCUUCUUCUUGCUCACCAACGUCAUGGUCGUUUUUGGGCUCGCAGCUUGGUGAGCCACAGCCGACCUCAGCCGAUCGAGAGUUAGUUCCAAAGCUGACGAUGGGGGGACGUUCGAAGUGAUCAUUGCCUCGCCAUCUAUGACGCGCCUUCAAAUCAGGAAUUUGAGAGGACAUGGAAGCAACGACCUAUACUUGGAUUGAUGCGAACAGUGGUGACACGUCCCCAAGGCCUGCCUCACGAUCGGCUCGCCGACCUCAGUGCUGCGGUGGGUUUACUUCAUGAGAAAUCAAAGAGCUUUUACACUGCGAACUUUGUGUUCGAAGGACGACUUCAACUCAAUCUACUGUCACUGUAAGUAUUUGCUUCACGAUAUCGUCAGUGCGGUCCCGGGCUCGCCUGAUUUGGUGUGAUUGACACUUGUAGAUACGCGUGGUGUCGCGUUGCCGAUGAUCUUGUGGACGACGCUAGCUCCAACGAGGUUGCAACGAGAAACAUCUCCUUGAUCUCGGCCUACCUCGAUACCAAGUACCCAAGCUCUACAUCCCAAAGCCACGUCGAUAGUGGCAGCUUUAUUGAUUUGUCAUCGGAAAGGCCAGAAGCGAAAAAUCUGUGUGGAAUACUGGAUCCAGCGCAACGGGCGACGUUCAGACUGCUGCUCGAUCUCCCUAUCACUCGAGGCCCCCUCAACGAGCUUCUUCACGGAUUCAAAACCGAUUCUACAUUUUCAAGAGACAACUCCGCGCCACUAAUUGCGGAUGAAGACGCUCUACUUCGAUACGCUUCCGACGUCGCCUCCUCGGUCGCCGACUUGUGCAUGCAACUCGUUUGGGACGAAUUUGGUCAAUCGGGCACGAGCAGCGACCGGCAGCGCAUACUGGUUGCCGCCCGAAAAAUGGGCCAAGCUCUACAGCUCGUCAACAUUGCCCGAGAUGUUCCUGCAGAUGCCAAGAUCGGUCGGGUGUACCUGCCUCGACUGCCACUCGCCUCUCUCGAGCGCAAAGGUGGCAUGGAGGAUGCAACCGACGCACGUCUGCGUUUACUCGCACUUGGCAAGGACAUGGCCGAAGAAACCCGCGAGACGAUUGACUUGAUUCCAUUCGAGGCCAGGGGCGGGAUCCGAGCGGCAUGUGCCGUCUACAUGCGCAUUGGUCAAGCCGUAGAGGAGUCAUUGAGAAGAGGCGACGUGCACGGUCGAGCAAGAGUCUCGGUAUACGACCGUGUCAACACCGCUUGGAAAUCUUUGAAUGCUUGGAAUUGA
Microbotryum saponariae is the source of this 2407-nucleotide messenger RNA. Lineage: Eukaryota; Fungi; Basidiomycota; Microbotryomycetes; Microbotryales; Microbotryaceae. The record is from the annotation of a GenBank genome assembly.